Megachile rotundata (alfalfa leafcutting bee) is the source of this 767-nucleotide messenger RNA. RefSeq names its product transmembrane protein 14 homolog. The record is from RefSeq and is a predicted model, not a curated record. Gene Ontology annotation, cellular component: mitochondrial membrane. NCBI's taxonomy places the organism in Eukaryota, Metazoa, Arthropoda, Insecta, Hymenoptera, Megachilidae. Gene Ontology annotation, biological process: regulation of heme biosynthetic process.
AGUUGCACGACAAAAUCAAUACUAUGAUAUUAUAACAUAUUUCAUUGGUUUAUUAUUGAACGUCGAUAAAUUGAUUAUCAACAAUAGGUAGCGCAUCAAUCGUGCAAAUAUAAGAAUUAAAAAACCGCUCUAUAAAACAGGUACACCGUGAUUACAAUUGUGAUCAGCAAAAAAUAAAUAUAUACAUAUAUUCUGUUUGUUAUCUACGAUUCCGGUGAUAACGAUACUUUGAAGAAAAGUGCUUGAACUACAAUUAUUUAAUUAAAAAUGCCUGCUGAUGUGUUUGGAUAUAUCUAUGCUGCUACAGUAGCAGCUGGUGGUGUACUCGGUUAUGUAAAAGCGCAGUCAAUUCCUUCCCUGGGUGCUGGGCUUGUUUUUGGAUCUGUCUUGGGUUAUGGAGCAUACCAAACUUCGCAAGAUCCCACUAACGUUAAGCUUUCCUUAGCAGCAAGCUUAGUGCUCGGUGGAAUAAUGGGUUAUCGCUAUCAUGCGACUGGUAAAAUAAUGCCAGCUGGAAUACUUGCAGUAUACAGCUCUGUAAUGGCAAUCAGAAGUGUCAUCAAAUAUUUUGGAGAAUCCCCCAUGAAAAUACAGUAAAUCAUUUAACAAUGUUUUACAAUUUAUUUUAUGGUAUAAGGAAAUAAAACUAUAUGUAUAUAGGAUAUAUAAGCUACAUAAUAUUUACAUUAAACUUUAUAUUUGUUACAUGAAUAUGUGCAUUCUAAACAUAAAUAUACUCCUUAAAAAAGGUUAGCAUAUUAUUUUAA